AUGGAAACGCAUCAGUUAAUGGGUCUCACUCUUGUUCCAGUAUCUUUAUUAGGAAUUAUUUGUAAUUGGUCAGUAGUUUUUGCGGUUUGUAAGCGCAACACUUUGAGCCACUCAUUCUCAUUACUCACUGCAAAUCAGGCAGUUUUCAAUGGAAUUCAAUGCAACUUGUACUUUCUCUAUGUUGCUCCAAUGAUCAUUUUCGAUAUCAAUUCUCUCAAACAAUAUUCUCAUGUGUGCGGAUUAAUUCUGGUAAUAUGCUACGAUGUAUCAAUUCAAGCCGACUUUCUAAUCACUAUCAAUCGAUUUCUGGCAGUAUUUCUACCUGUUCAGUAUACAACAAUGUUCAGCAAGAAACGCACAAAACAUAUGAUUGCUGUUUCAUUUUUCCUAUCCUUAUUCAUAGUCAUUGUAUUUUUCCAUGCACGUGCAAGUAUUGCUCACAUGAAGAGACUUAAUAUUCUCCGAAAUCUGAAAUCUCUUCGCCAGAGAAUACUUCCCAAUCCUGCUGAACCGAACAGUACUACUGCUAUGGCACUCUUUAUACUUCCUCUUGUUCCAGCCACGAAGAAAUAUGUUGAGCUGAAAAAAACAUGA
Caenorhabditis remanei is the source of this 594-nucleotide messenger RNA. RefSeq lists its product as uncharacterized. The transcript is spliced from 5 exons. Lineage: Eukaryota; Metazoa; Nematoda; Chromadorea; Rhabditida; Rhabditidae. Gene Ontology annotation, cellular component: membrane. Bases 1 to 594 code for a protein of 197 amino acids. The record is from RefSeq and is a predicted model, not a curated record.